Chaetomium fimeti is the source of this 2263-nucleotide messenger RNA. RefSeq lists its product as uncharacterized. The record is from RefSeq and is a predicted model, not a curated record. Bases 171 to 2225 code for a protein of 684 amino acids. Lineage: Eukaryota; Fungi; Ascomycota; Sordariomycetes; Sordariales; Chaetomiaceae. The transcript has 7 exons.
CAAACCCUGGUACCUCGUGUGUUGUCUCAUUCUAGCUUUGGAGUGCCGGUGUUUAGGUGUUUUUUUUCUAACUGGCCAUCGAUGCUGAACCACCAGUCUCUAAGGCCAACAACAUCCUAAGGGGAACACGCUUUCGUUUGAGAACUGUGACUUUAAAUGCAGCCUUGAAAAUGGCUCUCGGUUCACAGUCGAACAUGGUGAUUAUCUGGGCGGCCCUGGGAUCACUCCUCGUGCUUCGGGGGCACGUCGCCGCCCAGGAAAACUCGCCAGGAGGGGAUACCUUCCCGGACACCGCAUGGGAUUGCAGUGGAUGGCAUACUGUGGUGUCGGGAGACGAUUGCUCAACCAUCGAAAAGCAAUACAACAUCACAGCGGACCAGUUCUUCGAAUGGAACCCUUCAGUGUCGGAGGACUGCCUCACCAACUUCUGGCUGGAGAGUUCCUACUGCGUGAGGGUCGGCGCGCCGGGGCCAACCAUGGAUGGCAUCGCACCCAACUGUAAUAAGUGGCACACGGUUGUGGAGGGCGAUGAUUGCUCGACCAUUGAGAAGCAAUACGACAUUACUGCGGAUCAGUUCUUCGAAUGGAACCCAGCGGUGUCAAAGGAUUGCAUCACCAACUUUUGGCUAGAGAGCUCGUACUGCGUCGGAAUCAACAAAGAUGUCUCACCCAGCAGCUCUAGCACGCAAGGAUCGACAAAGACCACGACAAGCAGUGCCAGCAGUAGCACUAGGAGCGUGGUGACAACCACAAGUCCUUACUCGACACGCAACCCUGUUACCUCGUACAACGAAAGUGCCCCGUACACGGCGACUGCAUUCCCCCCACAACACACUCAACCGGGGCAACCAGGCAAUUGUAACCGGUGGCAUUGGGCAGCACCUGGAGAGAGCUGUGAAGGAAUUGUGAAUCUCUAUGGAGCUAGGCUCACAGAGGAGCAACUUCACGAGUACAACCCCACCCUUGGUGAGGACUGUAGUGGAUUGUACUUUGGGUGGUAUAUCUGCAUUGGCGUGCAGUCCCAGAGCUCUUCCAGUAUCGGUUGGUAUACGAGUCAAGACGGCAAUGCGUCCAUCCCGGAGCCAACUGAGUUUGUCCGGCCCCCUGCAACCUACGUUCAGAACUUUACCGCUCAGCCCCAGCAGUCGGGUAUUCCUGCGAGCUGUCAGAACUUCUACCAAGCCGAGAGUGGAGACACGUGCAAUACCGUCUUGGGGAUUUACAACUACAUCACCAAAGACCAAUUCUUCGCGUGGAAUCCUGCGCUCGCGGAGAACUGCAAUGGGCUCCUCUACGGGGUCUACUACUGCGUUGCCAACUUUGCGUCGACUGACCUCCCGAUGCCACCCACUUUGACGGCAAGCGCAUCGCCGACAGCUACCGGCACAACACAGGACUGCAAAUCAUGGUACCUUGCCGUUGGAAAUGACGAUUGCGCGUCCAUUUCCCUCUCCUUCGGGACCUUUUCCGAGUCUGACUUCAUAUCUUGGAACCCCAGCGUCCGCAGCGACUGCAGCAACCUCAAACAGGAAACCUACUACUGCGUCGCCAUCCCCGGCACCCCCACGACACGCACCGAACCAGCACCCACGACGCCCGGGGACGGCAGCUCCCGGCCGACACAGAGCGGCAUCGCGGCGGACUGCACGCGGUACUGGCUGGUGUCGCGGGACGACACGUGCGGGUCCAUCGCGUCGGCGGCACGCAUCUCGGCGUCGGCCUUUUACGCGUGGAACCCGGCGGUGGGCAGCGACUGCGCGGGCCUGGCGCCCGACUACUACGUGUGCGUAUCGACGGCCCCAGUCACCACCCACCCGGCCUCGACCGUCACUCUGCCCAGCGACGGCAGCAGCGGCCCGACCACGACGAUCGGGGUCACGACCAAGCCCCCCGCGAGCUCCUCCACGGGGCCGUCGUCGUCGUCGUCGUCGUUGUCGUCGACCGCCGGCCCCGGCGAGCCCGUCGCGACGCCCUCCCCCGCCAUCCCCGGCAUGGUGGACGGCUGCGUGCGCUUCUUCUUCCGCGGGCCUGAUGCUGCGGGCCUCUACUGCUAUGACCUUGCCGCCGCGGCAGGUAUCUCGCUUGAUGACUUCUACGCGUGGAAUGCGGGUGUUGGGACGGACUGCGCGGGUCUAUGGGCGGAUACGUGGUACUGUAUCGGGGUUUCGGGGCCGCAUACCACCAUCUCGAGUGGGACGCCGAAACCGCCUGCGGCUACGCCGUGAGGGAGAACUGUCUGUUUCGAUAUUAGGUUCGACGGGUG